Molecule: messenger RNA, 543 nt
Organism: Suillus subaureus
Lineage: Eukaryota; Fungi; Basidiomycota; Agaricomycetes; Boletales; Suillaceae
Exons: 2
Coding region: 1-543 (180 amino acids)
Source: RefSeq, a predicted model, not a curated record
AUGACAGCACGUCAGGCUUACAUCAAGAAAUUCAGUGUUGAUCCAGUGGACCUUGUGCAUGCAGAUCAUAUGUCGGAUGAAGUGUCUGGACCAGACAAUGAUGAGUUGGAGGAUGGUUGGAAGCGAAGGAUGGCGGAGAAAAUGGGAAUGCCUGCCAACUCACAAGUUGAAAACUUGUCAUUCCUGGAGGUUACAAGAAGUCCCUGGAGAUCUGACGAACUCAGUCAGAUCUUUCAUACCCUGCAUGAUCUUUGGCGAGCAUCACUGACCUCCAAGCAAAAGAAGCGCUUCCACAUGAUCCAAGUCACUGGCACAGAUCAUCAAUCACAGCAUAUCCCUGAUUUUACUCCCUAUACCUUCAGCAUCAACAUAGAAUGGCUUGAGGCCAACAAAUAUAGACUAGAGUAUCAAGACUUACUCAAGGAAUGGGGUGCAUGGGAGGAUCCAGAAGGUUUUGGUUUGAAAAAAAGGGAGCAUCAGGACAAUCAAGGCACUCCAAACAAUGAAGUUGAUGAGAACAAUGCUAGAGAGACAGAAGGAUGA